Spodoptera litura is the source of this 864-nucleotide messenger RNA. RefSeq lists its product as uncharacterized. The record is from RefSeq and is a predicted model, not a curated record. Gene Ontology annotation, molecular function: nucleic acid binding. Gene Ontology annotation, biological process: DNA integration. Lineage: Eukaryota; Metazoa; Arthropoda; Insecta; Lepidoptera; Noctuidae.
AUGGGACAACUGCCUGAUUUUAGGACUAAUCCAGCUCCUCCAUUUUAUCAUACUGGAAUAGACUACACAGGAUCUAUUAAAGUAAAAUCAAACAAAGGGAGAGGAAUCAAAACCUCUAAAGGAUACGUUGCCCUGUUUGUUUGCAUGGUUACGAAAGCAGUACACAUAGAGUUAGUUUCCGACCUCAGCAGUUUAUCGUUCUUAGCUGCUUUACGUCGCUUCUCGGCUCGACGAGGAACUCCAAAGCAUAUAUAUUCUGAUAAUGGAACUAACUUUGUGGGAGCCAAUAAGAUACUUCAAGAAGAGCAACAACAUUUUGAGAACAUUUUUAGCGACAGCUUUUAUAAAGAAAUAGCAGAACUAAACAUAGAAUGGCAUUGGAAUUGUCCAUCUUGGCCGAGUGCUGGAGGGAUCUGGGAGCGAUCAAUCAGAAGUCUUAAGCAACAUAUGAAAAGAGUAAUUGGAGAUCAAGCCUUAACAUUCGAAGAAUAUUCUACUAUUCUGUCUCAAAUUGAAGCGAGCCUUAACUCAAGACCACUGUGUUCAAUGUCAGAAGACAUAGAGGACAUUGAUUUUCUUACACCAGCACAUUUUUUAACUAGCCGUGCGGGUCUUACUGUCAUAGAAACAGCACAAGAUGCGAGGACAAGAUGGUAUUUGGUGAACAAAACGUUCCAAGAUAUAUGGAAACGCUGGAAAACCGAAUAUCUUAGCCAACUAUCGAUGCGUAGCAAGUGGUUCAGGGAACAAAAGAAUAUAGAGAUAGGAAACAUGGUUACUAUUCAUGAUGACAACAUGCCUGCCGGAAAAUGGCCAGUUGGUCGGGUGGUAGAGGUCCACCCAGGAAAGGAUGGACUCGUCAGG